Molecule: messenger RNA, 8145 nt
Organism: Dermacentor andersoni
Lineage: Eukaryota; Metazoa; Arthropoda; Arachnida; Ixodida; Ixodidae
Gene: tn
Product: tripartite motif containing protein thin
Biological process (GO): proteasome-mediated ubiquitin-dependent protein catabolic process; protein polyubiquitination
Cellular component (GO): nucleoplasm
Molecular function (GO): ubiquitin protein ligase activity; zinc ion binding; protein binding
Source: RefSeq, a predicted model, not a curated record
UACGUGGCUGGUGCUUCGCCAACACAGGAUUUAGUAAAUCUCGCAUCAUCACAGCGUGGCUCUGUUUACUGUCGAGGGCGAUGCGAUGCCACAAAUGAAGGUCCGUGCGCAAUAUCGUUUAUCUUCCUCGAGAAAACUACCCCGGUGCAGCCGUUACGUCUUUACUUGCAGAUGUGGGGUGACGAUCCUCCGAUCCACACGGUUCAGUAUUGACAUAAUGAGACAGCGCGGCGGGAUUUACUGCCGCGGCCUUGACUCCCGCUGUGAACCGGGGGCCUGUGACCACUCGAUGCGUGAAGCGGAUGCACGCUUGGAGGCCCAAGGAAAAAAAAAAGCAGCCGGGUCUACCAUGGCUGUCAUAUUUCUUCGUGGCGGGUCACAUUGGCGACGACUGCUAAUGCUGCGACGGCGGCGCUGCCGCUGACGAAAGAGCGCGCGGCUGCAGCCUCGAGGCCGCGAUUCGGGACUUGACCCGCAUGGGUCGCUAUUUUGAGCCCUUCCUGGCGAGCGCCCGAAGACCUGCGCAGCCUCGUGACGUCACGACGGCAAGGAAUGAGCGCCGAGGCACCCUCCUCUCCCACCGCCAUCCUCGAAACCAGACACCAGAGCCUCCGCAGGACAGCCUCUCGGCUCCCCGCUGCCUCCUGUGGCAUGCUCAGUAGAAGAGAGUCGCGAGCUCCGGGUUGACGCUCGUAGAAUAACGGCGCCUUGCCUGCACAUAUUUUGUAAAGAAGCUCUUCUUGUGAAGCAGGCAACGUUUCAUCUGUGAUUGUGUCGAUUCUGUGAUUGACCGUCGGCCGUGGCCACCGGCAGCUCUGGCAAGAAGUUGUCCGUGCCCUCCUCGAGGAGGUGGUGACCGGAUUCGCGUACACCGUUUUGCCACUUUGUGCCGCGACAACGAACUUCGCUCUGCAUACGGGAAUAACUCGACAGAUGGACGUCCUCUAAGCGUGGCUUUGGCCAUGAGCGCGUCGCACGACGCUUCGUCGGCAGCGUGACCAUUGAUGCUGACCGCCCCGCGUCGCCUCGGCUGCAGCAGCCAGAAUGAACGCAGGUCCCACUCAGGCCAGAGCAACGAACGACUACGCCUAAAUAGCCGAAAUAUUUAAAACCGACUCGACUUGAGAACAUCGACACCAUGACUUCAGCGUGGAGCCAGCUAGACCAGCUGCUCACGUGUGCAAUCUGUCUCGACCGGUACCGGAACCCGAAGCUGCUACCAUGCCAGCACUCGUUCUGCGCCGACCCGUGCCUGGAAGGGCUGCAGGACUACGCGCGGCGGCAGAUCAAGUGCCCCGAGUGCCGCGCCGAGCACCGCAUCCCGUACAACGGCGUGCAGACGUUCCCCACCAACGUGACGCUGAUGCGGUUCCUGGAGCUGCACCGGGACAUUACGGGCGAAGAACCCGAGCCGCUGCCUUCGUCCAUGGAGCGCUGCCACGUGUGCAGCGAGAAGAGCUAUGUGACGCGCUGUUCGCAUUGCGAGAAGAAGGUCUGCGAGACGUGCAAGGAGGCGCACCUGGACAUAAUGCGCCGGGAGAUCAGCCGCAUCUGCAACCAAGUCCGCAGGUGCCUGAACCGGCUAAACGACCACCUCGCCCAGAACAGCAAGAACCAGGACAAGCUGUCGCAGAAUUGCGCGCUCGUGAAAGAGGAGCUGGACGACCUAAUCAAUCGUUACAUCAAAGACCUGCAGCUGGUACACAGUAAGCUCAAGAACGAGAUAGACGUGUACCUACAGCAGGAGCUCAAGCAGCUGUCGGCGCUUUCCGAAGAUGUUGAGACGGAAGUUAACAACAUUACAUCUAACUGCGACGUCGUCGAGAAGUACGUCAACGACGACACCGAAUGGACUGACUCGGAGCUCGUGGAGUACAAGGAGAUAUUCUCCAAGACUCUCGAAUUCCUGAGGAACUUCGAUCCGGACACGUCGGAUUUCACGAGGAGGGUCAAGCUCCAGAUCCACACGGACCCUGACGCAUUGCACCGCACGUUGGCCAGUCUGGGAGAGCUCAAGUUCAACACCCCAGUGAUGCAGUCUUCCUCGAGUCUCAACAUACCCCAGCUUAAUCUCGGCUCGUCCGGAGGCGGCACGGCCAACGCGCUGAUGCGCAGUCAGAGCGACCACCGACUCGCAGUGCAAUUCCAAAAGAAGCAGGACUCAACCCGGUCGAUGCUAGACAUUGGUCAGCGAUACGGCGGCCAUCUCAGUGACUCCGACCGAGAUGGCAGCUUUGAGGGUCCUUCUUCAAUGUACUCUAGAAAUCGCGGUAGAGACAAUAGUGAAAACUCUAUUCUUCGAAGGUACGGUCCUGAUCGCAGCAGGGACAACGAUAGUGCUGACAGCCGACUCUCCAACCGCUAUGGAAGUCGGUUCGAAGACAGAUCCUGGAGGGACGAAAGUACGGGUGGAAGUCAUCAUAAUUUCAGAUCUCGUUACGCGCGUGAGCUUAUGGACGACGACUCGGAAGGACUCAGCAGCCACACGAGGAACGUCCGCUUCGAGGAACCGCCGCCUCCGCGGGAGAAAGUGUUUGACACAGAUGACGCCACUCGCGGUCCGCUCAGCGGCGUCGUAAAGCUUAGUGAUUCGGCCAAAUUCAUGGAGCGCCUCCACGAAAACCAGAUCAGGCAGAAGCAGAAGCAGGCCGAGAAGGAGAGGCUGGAAAACGAGCCGCCUCCUGCUCCGGUGGUUCCCGUACCGCCACCCAGGAGGCCCCCGUCGAGGCAGCUCAGCGAGGACGAAGUCGAUAAGCAGAAGAAGGCGGCCAACCAAGCUGCGGCCGCAACCACCUCGGCGUCCGCCACGUCCCCUCCGCCGCCCCUGGACACGAGGCCGUCGCAGCUCCGACGACUCGUGCCCAAGGACGACGUCUCGUCGCGAGCGACGCCCCCUGACUCUCCGCGGACGCCAACGCCUCGCCAGGGUUCUAUCGAGAGCACGCCCACGCAGUCCCGGAGGAGUUCCACGGCUUCCGAAGACACGACUGCCAGCACGACGACGGCGACCAGCGACUCGAUGCGGUCGCGGCAGCGCCGUGGCAUCGAGGAGGAGCCGCCAUCGCGACGAGAGCUGUCAUCGCCGGCGCCCAAGCCUUCGACGCCCGCCAGGUGCACUCGCGCGCCGCUGGCCAAGGCCGUAUCUCUAGACCACGAGGAUCGCCGCCGACCGACGGAUGACAGGAAGAAAGACGAAGCGAUGACGAGGGCCGGAUCGCUUGGCGGCCCGUCUCCUGCCGCGCACCAGUCGUCGUUCUUCAGCCGCCUGAGGCCGCAGCAAGCGCAGAUCGGCGAAGAGGAAGACACCGAGUCGGAGGCGUCCACCGAGGAAGAGGACACUUCGGACGAGGAGGAGGAGGACGAUGAGGAAGACGAAGAAGAGGACGAGGAAGAGGAAGAGACGGUGACGGCGCAGCCCGAGAGACCCAAGACGCCCACGACGCCCACGCGCAAGAUCUCGGCGACGCAGCAGGCGCCAAAGAAGGAGGAGGACAUGACCUCGUCCGUGUCGGCGCUGCUCAACAGGAGCGCCCAGGCGCGGCGGGGCAGCCAAGACGUGCGCUCCUCGACACCCACGUCGGGCAGGCACUCGCAGUACGCGAGGGACAAGGAAGAAGAGAGCACCAGGAGCCGCUUGCACUCCUGGAGGGACACGCCGUCGUCGUCGGUGGACGACCCCACCAUGGUGUCCUCGUCCCGAUACGGCGGCACCUCCUUCCUGGCCAGCCGAAGGCGUGCCGCGGACGAAGACCCGCCGAGAGGAGAGGAGAGCGGUGCCGGAAGUCGCCUGCUGAGCCGCAGUCGGAGCUCGGCGCUCAUGGAUCAGCCGGAACCGCGAGCUGACCGGCGCAAGAGUCAGCAGGAGAACGCCACCACGACGGGUAGGUCGACAGCAGGGAACCCGACGUCAUCUUCGGCGGCAGCGCUGCGUAGGAGCCGACUGGCUCGCAGCAAGAGCUCCAACGAGGUGCUGCCCGGAGAAGGCGACAGCGGCGACGAGGCCAACCUGCCGUCGCCGUCGUACCGGAGUCGCUACGGUCAGCCGGAGGGCAAUGCUUCUUCUGCUGGCAGCAGCGCUCUGUCACGUUCGAAAAGCAGCCACGCGGUCAAGGACAGCUCUCCAGACACGGGGGACUACGGUGGCUCAUCCAUCGGCGGUGGGCCCGGGACGUCGUCCAGCUGGGCCCAGUACCUGCGCAACAAGUACGGCUCCCGCGGAGGCAGCGGUCCGGGUGCCUCGUCGGGGUACGGACCCAAGAGCGUAUCCCGGUCCCGCAGCUCGCACGCGGUCUACAGCCGCAGCGGCAGCGACGACAACAGCUCGGAGGACGAGGAGGUUCCCACCCGGGGUCGCGGCCUGGACGGCGGCAGCGCCUCGUCGCGUCACGAUGGACAGUACGGAAGCUACGGCUUCCCUCGAAGCAUGUACCUUCAAAAGCGCCGUAUGCAGCUCAAGAUCGGCACGCGAGGAACUGAACCCGGCUGUUUCACGUGGCCAAGGGGUGUCGCUGUCGGACCGGACAACUCGAUCGUGGUUGCCGACAGCAGCAACCAUCGGGUCCAGGUAUUCGACGCGUCCGGCCGCUUUCAGCACGAGUUUGGCACGUACGGCAGCUCCGAGGGCGAGUUCGACUGCCUGGCCGGCGUGGCGGUGAACCGCAUCGGCCAGUUCAUCGUGUCGGAUCGCUACAACCACCGCGUGCAGAUCUUCGACCCGUCGGGCCGCUUCCUGCGAGCGUUCGGCUGCGAGGGCCGCACGGACGCUCGCUUCAACUACCCUUGGGGCAUCACCACAGACUCGCUGGGAUUCAUCUACGUGUGCGACAAGGAGAACCACAGGGUCCAAGUAUUCCAGUCGGACGGCACGUUCGUGGGCAAGUUCGGCUCGCUGGGCUCGCGCCCGGGCCACCUGGAGCACCCGCACUACGUGGCCGUGUCGAACACGAACCGCGUCAUCGUGAGCGACUCGAACAACCACCGCAUCCAGAUCUUCGACGUGAACGGGCGCAGCCUCUCCACCUUCGGCUCCGAAGGAUCGGACGAAGGCCAGUUCAAGUUCCCGCGCGGCGUCGCCGUGGACGACCAGGGCUACAUCAUGGUGGGCGACUCGGGCAACAACCGCAUCCAGAUCUUCCAGCCGGACGGCUCCUUCCUGCGCGCCUUCGGCCAGUGGGGCUCCGGAGACGGCGAGUUCAAGGGACUCGAGGGCAUCGCCGUCAUGCCCAGCGGGAACAUCGUCGUUUGCGACCGCGAGAACCACCGCAUACAGGUCUUCUGAGCAAAACGCAGAUCGGAAGACGGAUCUACGCGCAGAUGUACUGCUGCGCAAUCGUCGCACGUCGUGGGGUGACGCUGGCCGCUUUUGGCGUCACGACUGGACCUGUUUCCGGACGGGAGGAGGGACCGGAUGGAGAACUGCCUCGCAAGGAGCAAACACGGAGCUCGCGGAUGGAAGUCGUACCUCCAUUGGCUCCAUAUUCGGCCAGAGAAUUCCUUUCGCCUCCCCCCUACCCAUUCUUUUGUUGUUGUUAUUUGGUGAUGGAAGCGAAUGCUGUGAUCAAAGACGUGAGUGUCUGGAGUGUAUACGUGGCGUCGCAGUACUAUAUAGAACAUUAAAUUCUAGAAAACAAAAAGAAAACAAUUAUAACAUUACAAGUCUGCGGGUAAUGUCUGCGAAUUGCAUCGCGUGGAGUGCGCCUUUGUAUUUAGCAACGGUUGUCGGUAUGGCCUUCAUAUCUGUCAACCUGUGCUCAAGGAUAAUAUAACAUGGAAGUCUAAAUGCAGUUACUGCUGAGGAGAUUAGUUCUACAGGCUAUUUCGUAGCACAUAUUCUUCUUACAUUGGCUAUACAUGUAUGUAGCUGUUUAUAGACAUCAAUGAUAUCUAUAUGUUAUAUCGAGUACGCUACCUGCCGUGUUGAAUCUUGUAACGCUGGAUUUGACUUAUUACGGCGCGUUUUAAAUAUUGUGUCUUAUCUUAAUUUGAUAAUAUUACACUGGUUGCCAAAACUGGGCUUUACCUAUUCUUUUUCUGAGUACACAAAAUUGCAACAGUGACUUCAUUCGCCUUUUGUGAAGUGAUCACCUUUAGAAGCUGACAAGUGUGAUCUGUCUGAGCGACUUUCCUUUUCGACUUUCUUGACGCCUGUUUCCUCCUUUUUACAACUAAAGAUGUUGUCUCCUCCAGUUUCGAGAUGUCACAGUGUUCCCAGAAACGUGCGCCGAAAGUGAGGACUUGGCUGUAUCGCAGUUGUUCCCACGUGGGUUCGCAACAGAAUGUCUGGGUUUGGCCGUGUGCGUUGUUUUUAGAGUGCAGUGCUGUGAGUUUUGUUUUGAUCAAUUCACGAUCUAUGCUGUCACCGCUUGCUUUCUAAGCACUGCAGCAGUAUUAACAAUUCGCCAUCAGCCCACGACACGAGCAUUUCCUCUGUAAAUCUAAACCAAAAGUCCCUGCAUGAACACAUAUUUACAUAAACAGCGAGUCACUUUUUUUUCCUCACAAACAUAUACGCUUUCUGGAAAGACAUAGCCCGGCACCGCGCAGCUUGGAGCAAACUUGUUCUGGGUGUACUAUGGAUCACGAACCGAAAAUUUUGUUUGUGAGAUCUUGAAUGGAGCGCGCAUUAAGUCUUCAGAUUCAUUUUCCUUUUCUUUCUGUUUUUGUUCGUCGGUCGGCGGCCCUGUGGUUUUUCUCUUUUGCAGAGCAUUUACGCAUGUAAUCAUCCCCUUGUCACAAACGCACAGAUAUAUUGUUUUGUUUGUUUGUUUUGUAUUGUACGUGCCUUUCUGUUCUUUUUUUUUCUUUACGUUCACCGCAACUGAGUUUGGUCGUCGACGAGGCUUCCCGUGCCGCAUAUCGUCGCUAUUGUCAACCGUGCCGAGCACGAUUUCGACGUAGCGGUAGCAAAACUGCUUCGAAUAAAGUAUUCUAGGUUUUACUUAAGGAGGUCAUAAAACGAACUUCUGAAGUGUCAGUCGUCGUAGCCGUCACAAGGACAGACGGGACAAAUAGAGGUUAAGCCAUUAGUAGGCCCAUUGAUAUGGGAGAGAGAGAGAGAGAAACAAAUUGCCCAGCCGCCGGUAUCUUGCUUAGAGCAGAGAUAAUUUUGCUCUUUAGCUAUAUAAUGUGAAAUAAAAAGUAAAAGUCGCUGCUGGUAACUAAAAUACUCGGCUUGACUGAAUGUUUAGUCAUCACGUAAAAACCUACGGCACGAGGAAGACAGUUGGACAUGACACAUAUCGGCUUCUUUGCCUGCCGACAAGGGGUCAUGUAGUGAAUGCUUCCUCGUGAAGACAGCAGCGACAGCGCCCGCGGUAAGAUGGCGUCUGCAACUUCACCCGCUCCAAAAGUCUAUUUUGUUGACCUCCUUAGUUUUCCUCAUUCCCUCCUCAUAGUCAUAAAGAAUAAAUAUAGUAAAUAAAGACGCGUUACCAUCCACUUCCUGGCAUCUCACGUCGCUAGGUUCGCGUAGUGUUAGCCUUAUCUAGUCCGCCCGCCUUUCGCAACUGACGAAUGCUGAAGUACCUCGUCCGAUUUAUUUGAGCUAGAGAGUAGGGCUAGCGACGUCAGACGCCAGGAAGUCAGCUAGCUUCUCCCGCAUGACCCUCUCCUCUAGCUCUUAGAAAGACGGGUAUCUCGGCGUUCGUCAUUUGUGAAAGGCACCAAAGAGAACGUGCGUGUGUGCGAGUGUAUAUUUUGGACGGCUCCUUUUCGAGCAAUUGAAAUAAAUAGAAGAGUGAGAGAGAGCUCUUUGUAUUUAUGCACCAGUGUGGGUGAGAGUGGGGCGAGUUUAUGUUGUGCGCGGAGAUCUUGCGGGAUGCUUUGAAAUCCGUUGCAGGCUCUCUCUCUCUCACAUUUUUCUUUUCCUUUCCGUCUUUCUGGCGCGACGCGCAGAAUCAGCGACCUGUUGUGGCGCUGGCAGAUUUUAUUGAUGGGACUGCAGAUUCGGAGAAAUUUUGACAAAUUGUUUCCUUUCCCAAAAAGAGAGAAAAAAGAAAAAGAAAAAAGAGGAACAAACUAGCGAAGUGUGCUCUAUCUUUUUGUGAUUGGGUUCUCGGUAUACCUAUUCUUUAAUGGUUCCUUGAUGUCUUUCGCGGCAACUACGGCGUUGUGAGUACGAAAAUAAAUUUGUUUCCUUUAUUCUCA